GCCAUUGGCUUCCUGUGAGCAGCUUUGCUGACUAUUAGCUUUUCAAUGUUUCUUGAUAUCUUUGUAAUAACUUCUAUACUGAGUCGAACAUUAUUGAACAAUAACGACAUAAACAUUCUGUGAUUAAACUGUCGGACAAGCCCACUUAGCUGGGUAUACAUAGUUAAUACAGUAUAAACAACCUAGGUGCACGAGUUCGAAACACCGCACGAGCUGAAGCGGCGCAGGCAGAAGGCUCUGAAGGCAACCCAAGUGUGAUCUGCAUUUUAAAACCUUGUGAGAGGUUCCCCCUGUUCGUCUGCAAGAAGAUGGGCAUCUAAACAUUGUGUGCUCUCAUGGCUCGUCUCCUGCUCUGACCCCUUGGUAUAUCCAGGAUUAAAAAUGAGCGUAAGCAGCGAUGAGGUUAACUUCCUGGUGUACAGAUACCUGCAGGAGUCAGGCUUUUCCCACUCUGCCUUCACGUUUGGCAUAGAGAGCCACAUCAGCCAGUCCAACAUCAACGGGGCGCUGGUGCCCCCGGCUGCCCUCAUCUCCAUCAUCCAGAAGGGCCUGCAGUACGUGGAGGCGGAGGUCAGCAUCAAUGAGGAUGGCACGCUGUUCGACGGGCGGCCGAUCGAGUCCCUGUCGCUGAUCGACGCGGUGAUGCCGGACGUGGUCCAGACGCGGCAGCAGGUGUACCGGGACAAGCUCGCCCAGCAACAGGCCGCCGCCGCAUCCUCAGCCGCCGCCGCUGGCAACGCUGCGGCGUCAGGAGGCGCCAAGAACGGCGACAACACGGCCAACGGAGAGGAGAACGGACCACACACCUUAGCCAACCACCAUGCGGAGAUGAUGGAGGUGGACCGGGCGGUGGAGAUCCCGGCCAGUAAAGCCAUGGUGCUGCGCGGUCACGAGUCCGAGGUGUUCAUCUGUGCCUGGAACCCCGUCAGCGACCUGCUCGCCUCUGGGUCCGGGGACUCGACGGCUCGGAUCUGGAACCUGAGCGAGAACAGCUCGGGCGGCUCCACACAGCUGGUCCUGAGACACUGCAUCCGAGAGGGAGGCCAGGACGUGCCUAGCAACAAAGACGUCACCUCACUCGACUGGAAUAGUGAGGGGACGCUGCUGGCAACUGGCUCGUACGACGGCUUUGCCAGAAUAUGGACUAAAGAUGGUAACCUUGCCAGUACCUUGGGCCAACACAAAGGGCCUAUAUUCGCCCUGAAAUGGAAUAAGAAGGGCAACUUCAUACUGAGCGCUGGGGUCGAUAAGACUACAAUCAUUUGGGAUGCACAAACAGGAGAAGCCAAACAGCAGUUCCCAUUCCAUUCCGCGCCUGCCCUAGACGUAGAUUGGCAGAGCAACAACACGUUUGCCUCCUGCAGCACAGACAUGUGCAUCCACGUGUGCAAGUUGGGCCAGGACCGACCCGUCAAGACAUUCCAGGGGCACACGAAUGAGGUGAAUGCCAUCAAGUGGGAUCCCCAAGGCAACCUGCUGGCCUCCUGCUCUGACGACAUGACUCUGAAGAUCUGGAGCAUGAAGCAGGACGGCUGUCUGCACGACCUGCAGGCCCACAGUAAGGAGAUCUACACCAUUAAAUGGAGCCCCACGGGGCCAGGAACCAACAACCCCAACGCCAACCUGAUGCUAGCCAGCGCGUCCUUUGACUCGACGGUACGGCUGUGGGACGCAGAGCGCGGCUCCUGCAUCCACACGCUCACGCGCCACCAGGAGCCCGUCUACAGCGUGGCCUUCAGCCCCGACGGACGGCACCUGGCCAGCGGCUCCUUCGACAAGUGUGUGCACAUCUGGAACACGCAGAGUGGAGCGUUGGUGAACAGCUACAGGGGAACAGGGGGCAUAUUUGAGGUCUGCUGGAACGCAACAGGGGACAAAGUGGGAGCCAGUGCAUCGGACGGAUCAGUCUGCGUGUUAGAUCUGCGGAAAUGACGCUGCCAAUAGGAAGCCAUGGACCGACUCUGAAUGUGUACAUAGCCAAAUUGACUGUCUGUCUGUCCCUGGCCCCAUCCACUGCUGUAGGCCCUGUGCUGAAGCCUCCCACUGCUGAGUCCAUGCAUACAAAGGCAUCGCCCUGUCUUGGGUGCCAGGAAAAAGUGGAUCGUACUCUCUUUGAUGUUAUCCACAGGACUGUUGAACGAACGAACACACACAUGAACGAACACACACAUGAACGAACACGGACAUGCACACGAUCGAACACACACACACACACACACACACACACACACACACACACACACACACACACACACACACACACACACACACACACACACACACACACACACACACACACACACACACACACACACACUCACACACACUCACACACACUCACACGCAGACAAGCCUAGGCCACAUAUCACUGUUUGUGUCGGUUCUUUCUCUUAUAUGUUGAGUCAGUAGAUUAUACAUUCAGACCUAUAUAUCACUGCUGAUGUGUGCAUAUUGUACAUAUCAGUAUUUCAUUUUGCCAUCGUGGGGUUUGUUCGUCAAGUUGGGUUUGAGGAGUACAACCCCCACCCCCACAGACACUGAUAGUGAGAUUUCUAACCCCUGGACUAUUUUUUUUCUUUCUUUCUUUUUUUUCUCACAAAUUGCAGAUGUGUGUAAAAUUGACAAAUCAAUUGGGGAAAGUAUAUCCACGAGGAGUAUUUGACAGGUGUGGCACAAACCCUUAUUUCAAAAUGGUAUUUUUUUUUUUGCAUCUAUGAUUUACUUGCCAACAUUUUAGAACAGUAUAGAAGACAUCAGUAGCAGGCGUAACCAUCUUAAAUGUCCUCUGUGAUGGCCCGUUGAAGCCCUAGAGGUUUCAGAUUGACUGCUCCAUAGAAAUGCAUUACUGAAAUGGAAAUCCCACUGCAACAACGGACUGGUCAGAGCACCACUGCACAUGGCUAACUGUAAUAUAUCACUUUUUUAAUGUUUAAGUGCUGUGGUUGUGCACACAUCUUUAUCAUGCUCAAAAUUCUGCACUUCUCGUCUGCUAUCGGUCGUUGUCUUUGGAGUGAGGCUCAUUCAGGUGUGUGAGGAGUUUGGUUUUGAGCUACACGAUGUGCCUGCUAUUCAACAGUACGUGGUUCAGAUGUGAAAGGGCUCGGCAGGAGGCUAAAGACAAUCUGCAGAGCAGCAGUGGGGAGACAUGCAUUGAUCUGGCUUUAUGCUGUUUAUUUGAUGUUCAGACGAGGUCCUGUGGACAUUCACCACUAAUGUGUGUGGGGAAUGCUCGCCACUGGUAGAACUGGCCUCAGCAAAUUUGGGUGGACUCCAUAGUAAGUCGGUCAUUCAGAAGCCAUCACUUUUUGUCUUUUCUACAGGACCUUGGAUGUGCAGCACGUCCAAAUGUCAGUUGUGUGUACUUGAUAAGUCCAUGGCUCCCUCAGUGAAAGCGCGUGUUCAUAUGCACAUUAGCAGACAAGAGCAAUGCAGCUAACUUGUGAUUCAGGUGGCUAUUGGGCCAACUGCAUUGGAAAGCCAGUGAGCUCCGUGUGUAUGGGUGUGUGUGUGUGUGUGUGUAUGGGUGUGUGUGUCAGGGCCUUGAGUACCAUCUUUUUUUCAUUGGUUUGCCAGGAAGGAAGAUAUAGAUGGGUUUUGUUGAUAAAAGCUUUUUUACACAGAACUGAUAAGUGUUGGGCUGCAGGGUCAUGAAAACACACUUUAAGAAAAAAUAAAACAAGAAACUGAAAUGGUAACAGUAAAGCAUAUAUAUAUAAAAUAUAUAAAUAUUCUAUAUCUGUGCUGUCACAGGGGUUUAUAAAAUAUUUGCUACUCCUAUGAGAAGCUUUUUUUUUUUUAUUUGAUUUGAGACAUUCAUGAUUAUUGCACAUUUCAUGUGCAUCUUCUGAAUACAUGUCAUCACCAUUAGCUGUAAUGUAUAGUGUUUUUGUUUGGUUGUUUAAACAAUAAAAUACCAUUAGACAGUCCUAGAAGAGCUGCUACAUCCCCAGUCAACCACACGGAAGUUAUUUUCCUGCACUUUAAAUUAACUUGAUUUUAGCAGGCACUUAAAAAUGGUUGAAAGGAAGAGUUUUUUUGUUUCAUCUGGAAUGUUCCUUUCCAUCUUUGCCUUACUCACUCUAAAACCUGUUCAGGUGUGUGUGUUCACCUGUACAGAAGCAAGGGUGAGGUGGGUGUUAAAACAGUGUUGGGAGAAAGUGCAGUGGCUUGGGGCCAACUUCAUGGCAUUCCAUGUUGUACCAUUCUGUAGCUUAGCAUAGCAGGGCUAGCAAAGCCAAACCUUUCUCAUUAACAGUCUCCGUUGUGAUUUCUGAUUUUUUUUUUUUUUUUUUUUUUUUCAGAAUGUCACAAUUCACUUAAUGAAUUUUUUUGUAAAGAGUUGAGAGUAUUUUGAAGUUUGCUUUAAUAUAAUCAACAGUAAUUAGAUUGUACCAUAAGACACUAUUUAUUAUAUUGUCUACGACAGUGGAAUGGUAUUUUAUAAUGUUUUGAUUUUAAAAGAGAUGCUUUUUACAGUGUAUUUGAGUGUUUUUGCUUCCUUAUGGUCUGACCUAAAAUGCCUAGUUUUAUCUUUACUAUGUCUAUGGCCCUUGAAGGUUUUGUACUCUGAAAACUUUUUAUAAUUCUGUCUACAGAAGGAACACACCUGGUUGUAUCUUACCAUCCUCCCGGACCAUACAAAUACUUGUUUGAUAUCUUUUUUUUUUUUUUCUUCUCCCCUUGAUCGGUUUGUGUCAUAGUCCUGAUGUACCAUUUCCCCCUACUUGCCCACGUCCUGUUGCUGUUGCUAUCUUUACUAUGUUGAUCUGGCUUUUGUGAUUUGAGUCAGAUCAAAUGGAAAAAGUCCAGAAUAAAAUAUAUUUUGAUAAUA
Sardina pilchardus (European sardine) is the source of this 4831-nucleotide messenger RNA. RefSeq names its product TBL1X/Y related 1b (gene tbl1xr1b). Gene Ontology annotation, biological process: regulation of transcription by RNA polymerase II. The transcript has 16 exons. The record is from RefSeq and is a predicted model, not a curated record. The coding region runs from base 382 to 1932 and encodes 516 amino acids. Gene Ontology annotation, molecular function: transcription corepressor activity; protein binding. NCBI's taxonomy places the organism in Eukaryota, Metazoa, Chordata, Actinopteri, Clupeiformes, Clupeidae. Gene Ontology annotation, cellular component: histone deacetylase complex.